This is a messenger RNA of Manis pentadactyla (Chinese pangolin), 2800 nucleotides long. RefSeq names its product transmembrane protein 144 (gene TMEM144). The record is from RefSeq and is a predicted model, not a curated record. Gene Ontology annotation, cellular component: membrane. Bases 146 to 1192 code for a protein of 348 amino acids. Gene Ontology annotation, molecular function: carbohydrate transmembrane transporter activity. The transcript is spliced from 12 exons. Gene Ontology annotation, biological process: carbohydrate transmembrane transport. Lineage: Eukaryota; Metazoa; Chordata; Mammalia; Pholidota; Manidae.
AAGGUGUUUCCUAACCUGUUGCCUUGGGCGAGCCGAGCCCUUCCUUUUCCCGCGGGGAGCGGCGGUAUUGUCCCCGCAGGAGAAGCUCUUGAAAAGUACAUUAAGUCUAAAGUGAACCAAUUCACUGUCAGGCAGUACUGGAACCAUGAGCAGUAACGGGACAGACCUCACCAUUGGCUUCUUCUCCUCUUCUGUAGCUGUCCUUUUGUAUGGCUCAAACUUUGUACCACUUAAAAAAUAUGACACUGGUGAUGGAAUGUUUCUCCAGUGGGUACUUUGUGCUUCCAUAUGGCUGGUUGCCUUGGUGGUCAAUCUGAUAUUACGCUGUCCUAAGUUUUGGCCUUUUGCGAUGGUUGGAGGCUGCAUUUGGGCAACAGGGAACAUUGCUGUUGUCCCAAUUAUCAAAACCAUUGGUUUAGGCCUUGGAGUCUUAAUCUGGGGAUCAUUUAAUACCUUAACAGGCUGGGCAAGCUCAAGGUAUGGCUGGUUUGGAACAGAUGCAGAAGAAGUAUCAACACCGCUGCUAAAUUACUUUGGAGCCGGGCUGUCAGUAGUAAGUGCUUUCAUAUUUUUGUUAAUCAAAAGUGAAAUACCAAGUAACACAUGUUCUGUGGACACCACAUCAUUAUUAACAGAGCAUGUGAUGAGCAAAACCGAAGAAUCCUGUCCUGAUUAUUCCUGGGUGGAUAAACUUUCUGCAGCGCAACACCGCAUAGUGGGCUGCAGUCUUGCGGUGGUGUCUGGAAUACUCUAUGGAUCUACAUUUGUGCCAAUCAUUUACAUCAAGGACCACAGCAAAAGAAAUGACAGCACAUAUGCAGGGGCAAGCCAGUAUGAUUUAGAUUAUAUGUUUGCACACUGCAGUGGCAUCUUCCUUACAAGUACGGUCUACCUUCUGGUGUACUGUAUAGCCAUGAAAAAUAACCCUAAACUAUAUCCUGAAGCAGUGUUGCCAGGAUCCUUGUCUGGGGUACUUUGGGCAAUAGCUACCUGCUGUUGGUUCAUAGCUAAUCACGCUCUCAGCGCUGUGGUCAGUUUUCCAAUAAUUACUGCUGGUCCAGGACUUAUAGCUGCAAUGUGGGGUGUCUUCGUGUUUAAGGAAAUACAGGGUCUACGAAAUUACCUCUUGGUGAUAUUUGCAUUUUGCAUCAUCCUGACUGGAGCGUUAUGCACGGCUUUUUCUAAACUCUAACAAUCACAAGACCAGCAGAUGGCAGCAGUGGUUAAGAGAAUGCAUCUACUGGACACUAGCAAGGUGGUGCUGAGAACAGAGUUCAUUUUCAUACAGCAAAUGAAUCUAACCUGUCUUGAACGGGUAAAUGAUAUUUAUCACAAAUAUGAAAAUAAAGGAAACCUGAGUUUCAGUCAAGUAUAAAAAUGAAAAAUUCUUCUAAUGAACUAUUUAUGUAGGCAGGACUUUACUGGGUCACUAAAACUAUGUUCUUAUAGCAUUACAUCUGAGAGUGUGCCUUUUACCAUGGUAUGUACUUAGUGUUGUAUAAUCCAGAAAAUAGUGUGGAGUUCACAUACAAAGAAUUGUUUAUAUGUCCAAAUUUCCAACAUAUUACCCUCACUAAUGAAGAGAGGCAGAAAACUGGGAGGAGGGGAGAAGAAGAGGACCUACCUUAUCAUGGAAUGAGAUUCUAAAGAUAUCUGGGUCCUUUGCUUGAAAAAGUAAAUGUCAGAGUUGGUAAAUGAAUGUUAAAAAGGCCAUUUCAUUACUUUUAACUCAAACUUAUUUUUACUUCAAAUUAAUAUUGCCCAACUCUCUGUCACCCACCUAUCUUAGCUCAAAAUGCUUUUGAUAAUCUCCAGAUAAAAUCCCUUUUCAAAGAACAGAAAUUUCCCAACCAGUGGGAAUAUUUGUAUAACACAUAUACAUACAUAUGCAAAUACAUGCAAACGUAAAUACACACACAUAUAUGUAUGUACAAGUCUAUAUUUCGGGGAAAUUCUAGAGUUGCUGAAGUGAGAGUCUACCUUAUCAGAGUGAGAAUUUAAAGGGAUCAAACACACUUUUAGAUGUUUUUUUUUUUUCCUGAAAUAGGCUUUUCUAAAAUAUUAUCUUCUAACCAGAGAUUUUCUUCUUGUUUUAACCUGUGGUUACCACUAGGCCAAAGAAAAUGGCAUUAUUCUGUUUUUAUUUAUUUAAGAAAGCUGAAAUGGAACUGCCAGCGCAAAGUUUAUAGCAAUGGUAGCCAAAUUCUCAAAAUAAUAGAGCCUCUAGUUAAGUGCACACUUCUCCGAUUUCACCCAAUGGUACACCACUUUGUUAUUCCUGCAGAGACAGAAUAGCAUUCUGCCUCAGUGUACAAGCUCUGGAACUAACCUGUAUGGAUUUAAAUCCCAUCUCUGCUUCAUCUUAAUUGUAUGACUUUGAAUAAGCCCCUGAGCCCCCUUUAUCAGGUUCCUCACCUGUAAAAUUGAGAUGAUAAUAUCCAGCUUAUGUGGUUAUUGUGAGGUUCAAGUUAAUUAAAAUCUAUAAUGUAUGUUCAAUGAUUGCCUGGCACUUGGUAAACAUUAUAUAAUUCUUAGCUAUUAUUACCUAUUGAAAAAGAAAAUAUGUGUCUAUAGAUGGGAGAAAACCUUGUAAGAGCUAUUGUCCUCAUCACUACCCCACUGAAACAACUAUUAUUCCUCUAUAUGAGUGCAAUUUAAAAAUGAUACUGGAGUCCCUGUUUAAUUAUUGAAUUGCUAAUAUAAAUAAAUAUUUGAUCAUAACACCUUACAAAAAUUUGUUGUAAUUUUAACCUCAAAUAGUCAUUAAUUAUAUUGAUAACUGAAUAAACUGACAUGAUGC